GUUUGGUUGAGUGCCUACAAUGCUAAAGUGUUACGGUUGUUACAAACGAAACGAUUAACUGGUCGUCACUGUUAUUGCUUACACGGUGUUCAUUAAUUAACACAGGUAACUUCUUCUGUUCGAUAUAAACUCGGAGUGAUGUUAUUGACACAGAAGCUACGAUUGUUUGUAAAACAACAGAGUCGGUAUCAUCGUACGUCUGACGUCACUGGGAAAUUACGAGUGACGUUGAACUUCGCACGUGUUAGCGAGUGAAUUGAUGACCUAUUAAUUGUACAAAGGUUUCUGAACGAUCCAAAUGGGACGUAAACCUUACAAGAAGAGAUCUUAAGUGGAUUUUUAACAGAAUCAUAAAAUGCAAUUGAUAAGAUGCUGCAGCAUGUAAAUAAUUGUCAGGAAGUUCUAAAUGUAGAUAAAUGUAACCAAUAUCCAGUAAUACUGAAGAAAUGUACAGACGUUCACAUUGGUACGAAAAUAGAAAUCCAUUCAGAACCACCGAAAACAAGUUACUUAAAGAAAAAAAAUGAAGAAGAAAAUGAAAUUUAUGUCAACUACUGCAAGAAGUUGAAAAACAAAUACAAGACAUACUUUGCUUACAUGAGAUCCUUCUUGUGGGAAGGAAAGAGGAACGACUUUCCAUUAAAGGAUUACUUCGUAGAAUUGACAAUAGAAAAGGCAGAUUUAUUCGGUAAGAAAAGCGGAGAUAAAGUAAAUCUGUGUGAAAUAUUUUCUAACCAGGUCGACGAACAUCAAACUAUUUUGGUGACAGGACAUCCCGGUUAUGGAAAGACCACUCUGUGCAGGAAAAUUGCAUACGAUUGGGCAUCCACGGAUUACUUGCAACGUUUUGACUUAACGGCAUGUAUUAUUUUAACAGUUAGGCGAUAGAAGUGUAAAAGAAGCAUUAUUCGAUAACUUGCACGAGAACUCGUCAUUUGAUAAAGAUUGGAAAUUACAUUUUAGGCAAUUGAACAUUUUGGUGAUUUUGGAUGGGUUCGAUGAGAUUGAACAGAAAAAUAAAGUUAUAGAAUUUAUAAGGGAGGAAUCUUUCGAUGUUUCUAAUGGAAUGGCGAUUGUGGUAACGAGUCGACCUCACGCAGCGGAAGAGAUCAGAGAGGACAUGAAGAUGAGAUUUACGGUAGAAGGGUUUUCUCCAGAACACCAGAAAAAAAUAUAUUGAGUUAAUGUUUAGAGAAGACGAGAAUAAAGCGAGAAGUCUUGUUGAAAAAAUGGAGGAAGAUGAGUUCUACAAAGAAAUAGCUGAAUGUCCUCUAAUGCUGCAUAUGUUGUGUUGCCUUCAUCAGGUUGGAGAAAUAGAAAAUGUUGAAACGAUGACUGAUUUAUACAUUCGAAUAUUCUCACUCAUAACUGAUCGUUAUGUUAGAAAAACAAAUCAAAACGGCAAAUUAUAAAGAGGAAAAU
Centruroides sculpturatus (bark scorpion) is the source of this 1422-nucleotide messenger RNA. RefSeq lists its product as uncharacterized. The transcript is spliced from 4 exons. The record is from RefSeq and is a predicted model, not a curated record. Bases 370 to 888 code for a protein of 172 amino acids. NCBI's taxonomy places the organism in Eukaryota, Metazoa, Arthropoda, Arachnida, Scorpiones, Buthidae.